Messenger RNA from Sitodiplosis mosellana (orange wheat blossom midge), 8162 nucleotides. RefSeq names its product LON peptidase N-terminal domain and RING finger protein 1. NCBI's taxonomy places the organism in Eukaryota, Metazoa, Arthropoda, Insecta, Diptera, Cecidomyiidae. Gene Ontology annotation, molecular function: metal ion binding; protein binding. The record is from RefSeq and is a predicted model, not a curated record. The transcript has 7 exons. Bases 3618 to 6662 code for a protein of 1014 amino acids.
UACGAGGUUGAGCGUAACGUGCGCUCAGACCAACAAACUGAUUCACUUAAACAUUCAUUUCGCUUGUAGACUGCGAACACGAAUGAACACAAAAUUCAUUUGAAACCCCACAAAAAGUUUAUUUUUCGAAUAAGUUUUUCAUUUUCGUACCAUUCGGCGUCUAAACAAUUCAAAUUGGCUUUUUUCUGUUUAAGAUUUAAUUUAUAAACAGAAAAGUUUGUUUUUACUUCGUGUCAUUGUUGUUUGGUUGCCUUGUUUUUGUUCCACAAUCAGAUUGUGUGUUUCAUUCGGCAUUUUUGUUUGCUUUUGAAGUGGUCGGCCUGUGUACACCUUUUGUGCGAAAACAAAAAAAAAGGAAAUUGUGUGGACAUGUGUGUAUGAAGCCAGUACCAUACAAUCUGAGUGUAUAAAUAUUCCAUAAUUAUUGUUAAACGAAAGUGUCAUCGUUCGACUUGCAAACGAACGAUUCCGAGCCAGACGCUUCGACGAUUGCGUGUGAAAUUCCCCCCGCGCGCGCCAACGUUUAGAACAUUUUUUUAACGUAACAAAGCCAUUCAAUUGAAGGCAAAGUGUGUAUACUUUUCUUUUUCUGUUUUGGGACAGAGAAAUAAAGCCGAAGUUUUAUUUCCGAACCUUAUGGAAAAUCGAGAGUGAACUGUGUACUGUGAUGACUUCACCCGAUGAUUAGAACGACGAUUGAAACGAAAGAAAAGGAGAGUGAACAGCAGAAAUAAAGAAAAAGAAUGAACACACGGUGCUGCCUGUGUGAAUUUCGUUAGAUUUUGUAAAUAUUACGUGUGACUAAGCCAUACGUUACAUAAGCAUGUUAUGUAUUUAUAUCUAGAAUGAACGAUAGAAGCAAAGUGUACAGCCAUGUGGUUCAUGUUUUAAUUCCAUUCUAGUUGGUUGGAAACCGUGUAUUGUAACAAAACGCCGCCGAUGGAAACGAAUCAAUGAAAUCACAGAAAUUAAGUGCGAAACGACAACGACUUUUUCACCAACAGAUAAAAAGAACUGACGGCAGCGGUGACAGAGUGAAUCGUACAUUCAUGCAAGAGAAACACACGACAGAAGAAAAAAAACAGUAUGCGAGAGAGAGAGAAUAGCAGCAGCAAACAUCAACUUGUGAAUAAAACAAGCAAGAGAAUUUAAAAAAAAGUCGGCUUUCGCUCUCAAAAGCAGAGAAAAAAACUCAGAAAUAUUGUUGUGUGUCGCAUCGUACCCGCCGUACACACAGUUCUAUACUCGGUGUACACUCUCAUGAAACAAAUCAAGAACAGUGCUUACGUGAUACGGAGCUUAAACGAAGACGAAUGAGAAAAUAUCGCGACAUUUAUGUAAUAUAAUAAUUUUUUUUUCUCGAUUCGAUUCGGUUUUCGAGCAAAGAAAAUAAAAAGAAGAAGAAGAAGAAGUGAGAAAAAGAGCGUCACACACAUACACACAACGCACAAAAUAAAAUAAAGAAACGAAAAAGAAGAAGAAAAAACGACAAUAAAGAGACGGCAACGCGAUACGCAACGCAAUCACGUAAUGAAUGAUUGAACAACAGUUCGUUCAGUUUUCCUGUGAACAUUGAAAAUGCACUUAAACGAGCAGUGAGUAACUUGGCGUCAGAAUCAAUUGUAAACAAAUGAGAAGAUUCUCAAAGCCUCGACUGUACAAGGAACAUCGUCGGGCCUUAGCAUUUUAUUUCAACCGCGAAUUCGAUCCGAAACCUUCAAAACCACGCUUGGACGCGUAAUCUUUUGAGAGGUAGAGCGAAAUCAAACGAGCGAACACAGUGAAUAGACUUCUCAUGAAAAUAAUAUCGGUAUUUUUCAAAGAACCGAAAAAGAGGCGUUUUUGCCAGACAUUGUGUAAAUAAUAUUUGACAACGGCUACGGUGAAUUCUAAUCAGUGCAACGCCGAAAUUCGGAGCAAGAACGGUUUUUUUUUCUUUCUAACUAAAAAUCCAUGUGAACGAUUAUAUAAAACAAAACAUUACUACAUCGAAAAAAAAAAUAGUCCGAAAUUCAGAAGCUUAAAGUGUUAAUAUAGUUGGGCACCGUUUUAGCGUUGGUCACCAACACAAGCCGACACAUACACAACAACAAAAAGCAGAAGAAGAAGAGAAAAAAAAACCGAAACAUAUACAACGAAGAAGCCAUGUGUGUUAUAUGAAUACUUGUAAUUGAAUGUAUAAAUCCGUGGAAUAAACCGAACCGUAUACUGUGUUUAUGUAACGAAUUUGGAACAAGCAACUUGUUGUAUUGAGAACAACGACAGUUACAGUAACAUCCAAACAGUGAAAAGACUAAAUCCAAAUUUGUAUCGUACGACGACCAAAAACUAUAGAAAAAGAAGAAGAAAAAAAGUUCUGACUUUUUGGAAGUUAUAAACCAUGUGUUAUUUUUGUUGAUUUAUUCUGUUGGGGUAUUCUUGGUGUGCAUUGAAUCGUUUGGAAUCACAUACGUGUGUGCCGAGUGAAUGAGACAGAGCACAUCGCACCUGCGAUAGCAGUUCUUGUUUACAACGUUAUUUUUUCUGUUGUUUUUCUAUCUUCAAACGUUGACUCAGUGUGACGAAAUAUAAAAUAAAUGGCGAACAAAUCGGCUGAUUGAACCGUGUUUUUUUUCUGUGUCGGUUGCUGUUCUGAGUCGAGAAAAACAACAACGACGGAGAAGAAAGGAAAAAAAAAUCUGAAAAUUCUAUAUAGUGUUGCUUUUGCCAUGAGAAUCAGUUGUGGUGGUGUUAGUGCUUGUGUGGACGCGCGAUUUUGAAUUUUCUCGCUCUCUUGUAGUUGGGCACAGCCAACGUGAAUGGUUACACAAUCAUCUGAUAUUUAUGUAAUGUUUAAGCGGGUUUAGUGUUGAACAGAGAGAAAGAGAGAAAGAAUAUAUAGUAGUGUUGCUGAAGCCAAGUGAUGAUGAUGAUGAAACCGCAUUGAAUUUAAAUUUUAAACUCGACUAACUGUGUGUUCUCGUCGUAACUUUUCCAGUUCUAUAUUAUGAUUGAGUGCAAGUCUCUUUUAUACAUGCUACGGACCUUAAACUCAUGAACUCGCCGAAGAUGUUUUAUUCAGAUGUUUGAAUAUCUGCAGAACGUAAACUGAUUCCCGUUCAAGGUGGUGUUAUUUUUUUUGCGUGCGUGUGUGUUACAGUGUUUGUAUUUUGUUUGAAUCACGACGACAACGGGUUUUUUUCUUCUCGCUAAAUCAAAUGUAUGAUCAAACAAAUAAACGAAAUAAUAAAAGAAGACGGAAGAAAAGGAACUAAAUAACAAAAAGAACUACUGUAUACUCACUCGUAUAUAUACAAAAAAACGUAGACAACGUAAACAAAUUUGUGGAUCAAUUUGAUCGAGAAAAAAAUGAAAUUUGCGUCAUCUUUUGUUUAUUUUUGCAAUGCUCAAUUGGGGUAGAAUUAAAAGAGGACGAGAGAUAGAUCAUUCCACACAUAUCGAAUGAAGGUUUUGGUGCGACGCAAUUUCUUCAAAAAUAAAAGACGGAAUUCAUCGAACUGACACAAUUUUGGUGUGUGUACGUUAAAUAAAGAUAGAAAGAGAAGCGAGUGAGCGAGUGAGAACAAUCGAGUUGUCCAUAGACGAAUUUUGUGGCGUGAUUUGAAACAAACUAAAAUAUGGCCAAUAACAUUCAUGAAUUGGCCCAAGAAGCAUUCGAUAGCGGAAACUAUCAACUAGCAUUGGAACUGUUUGGGCACAUUCUUCAUUUCUCCGAUAAAUAUGCGGCAUCAGCAAAAUCGUUGAUCUCAAUUGAUACGUACAUCGGGUAUGGUGAUUCGUUAGCACGUUGCGGUCACAUUCGCGAAAGUUUUAAUGUGUUUGCAUUCAUCUGUAGUAAGCUCGGUUAUUCGGUGCCAGUUCAUAAGUUGAAGCACUUGACAAUCGGCCUUUUGGAGAGUGUUACCUCAUCAUCGGUAUCGCCCGAAGCGCGUCAGCGCCAAUUAUCCGAAACGCAGCUGCCACAAAAACAUCUGCUGCAUAAGCAAUAUCAACAGCAGCAACAGCAACAGCAACAGCAACAGCAGCAACCGUUACCAUUAGCUCCCCUUACGCAAAGUGAUUCUAGUGAAUGUGCCAAAUUUGUAUUACAUGAGUGCUCGCAACAAAGAACGAAAUACAUAAGUCCGUAUGCGAGCAACAACAAAAACCACAGGGACAUUGGAAUGAAACCAAUCGAAAAUGAAACCAAUAUGAAUCGAACUCAAUUUGUGUACGAUCAUGAAUCGGCUCAGGAAUAUGACAAAUGCGAUUGCAAAAAGUCGCAUGCAAUGGGCCCAAUGUGCUCCACUGAUCCAACAAUGGCCAAUAUUGUGAAACUGGAUGGUGGCAAAGAGGCCAAACGACGAAUUAAUAGUGGUAGUGCUGUUGGUAGUGGCGGCGGCGGUGGUGGUAGUGGUGGUGAAAUGAAUAACGGAAAUGGCUACUGCAAUUCCGAGUGUUCGAUGUUUUUAGACAAUAGAUGUAAUAGUAAAACAGUUAGCAAUGUACACGAAACGGAUCCUUUAUUAUGUCCAAUGUGUGCACAUGUGUUAGUCUACCCGGUAACAAUGAACUGUGGACACACCUUUUGCCGCGACUGUGUUCACAACGAAACACAAUGUCAAGUCUGCGAUAAACGGUUUCUCGUGUACGGCGAUGCUUUGAAACAAGAUGUACUAAUUACCCGUUUGGUGGAAAAGUGGUGGAUGCCGCAAAUACAAGCCGAAACGGUAAAUGAAACAACACAAACGUUGCUCCGACAAAAUGCACUGGACGAGGCGCUGAAAUCAUGCAAUGACGCUCUUGAGAAAUGUCCAAAAAAUUACAAUGGUCUCUUAUUGCGUGCUGAAGUGUUAUAUCGAUUGGGACAUUUCCGAAGCUCAUUGGCUGAUGCUGAGAAUGCGAUUAAAUGUCGACCAACUUCGUACAAUGCAUACCUAUAUCGGGCAUUGACUUUUGCAGCAUUAGGCUUAACUGAUGAAGCCAUCAUAUCGUACUGUUUGUCGAUUCAUUUUAAUCGGACUUUGACGGCUCUCUCAAAAUCAAAUCGAUUGGAAGUGGCAAAGUUGCUGCAAAAGUUUCUGAUGAAUUGCAAUUUACCAACGAAAUCAUCGUCAGUGCAUGAAUAUUUGAAUCGAUGCCAUUUGCGUACGUUAAAGCAUUUCCCUCAAUUGUACAACGAUAAGUGCUUUCAAUCAGUGGAUGCAUUGGAAUACGACGAUGAUUGUCUCGGCGAUUUCAAUGGUUCGGGCGAGAAGGUGAAGGGCAGCAUGCAAACGAAAUUCCGUCAUUCGGAGCGAGAAAAUUACUGUUAUCCAUAUAAAAAGUCGUUAAAAAUUUUGAAAGCCUCUAAGCGAUUUCGACGAAAGCAUUACAACACCGAGAAUGGCGAAAAAUUGCAGGAAAUCGUUUAUCUAAAUCAAUUGGCCAACACAAUGUUCACAAAUGAAUCCCAUGUUGUUAGCCCCACUGGCGUAUCAAAUAUGGACAAGCGCAUUUCAAAGCUUUUGGAUCAAAUACAAUAUGAAAUUUUCAAAGCCAAACAAGCUCCGACUAUGUUGCUCGAUGUACAGCCAUCGCUAAUAGAUUUAUCCGAUUUUGAUUGUGUACUGUGCUAUCGGACACUGUGGAAGCCGGUGGUAACACCCUGCGGUCAUACGUAUUGCAUGGUAUGCCUGGAUCGAUGUUUAGACUAUUCGUCGUGCUGUCCAUUAUGCAAGACAUCGUUAGUGGAAGACUAUGCCGUUAAUCGCAAUAAUAGCUCAAUUCGUAGUAGUACAUCACCUUCAGGGACCAAUUAUAGUUUAGCAUCUUAUGCGUCUUCGAAAAAGACCGUAACACGUUUUAUCGAGUGCGCGAUGCAACGGUUCAUCCCGUUGACCUAUCGCAAGCGUCAAUUGCAGGAAAUCGAAAGAGAACCAUCGGUGCCGGUUUUCAUAUGCACAACCGCCUAUCCAAAUGUACCGUGCCCAUUGUAUGUGUAUGAGCCACGGCAUCGUCUAAUGAUCCGGCGUGUCAUUGAAAGUGGCCAACGACAGUUUGGCAUCGUACAACCGCAUGCCAAUGGUGGCUAUUCCGAUUUUGGCACCAUUUUAAAUAUCCAAGACUGUGUGCUGCUCGGCAACGGAUGCUCCAUUCUCAGCACGAUCGGUUACAAACGGUUCCGUGUGAUUGAACGCAAUGAAAAAGAUGGCUACGACACUGCCAAAGUCGAAUACAUUUGUGACGAAGCAAUUAGCGAAGAACGUUUAGACGUUGUCAAAUUGAUUAACGAGACGAUUUACAAAAAGGCCAUCGAUUGGUACAACAGUUUACCUUCACACAUUCACACCGAAAUCCAUAAAAGUUUCGGUUCAAUGCCAAGAAAUGAAAAGAAUUUGGAAUCCAUCAGCGAUGGUCCAUCGUGGGCUUGGUACAUCAUAGCGCUGUUGCCACUCAAUCAAAACCUCAAGGUGGAGAUUUUGGCAACGACCGAUCUGGAAAAGCGGUUACGAGCUAUCGAUAAAACAUUAGAAUUCGUUGCCGCUCAACAGAGACGAUCCGUAUGCGUUGUAUCGUGUGAAGGAUUAACCACUUGCCAAACGGUGGAUUGUUGUAUGCGUGCUACCCCAUCAUCAAAUCAGCUAAAUGAUGGACUACAAUCGAAUGCCACGCAAAGCCAAGUUACUGAUUUUAUAUUAUAACAAAAUGAUAAACCAAAUCAAGACGUUUAUGCACCGACAUCGUUCGAUCCAUCGUAUCCGAUGCCGAACACACACUUAAUCGAUAUUUCAUGGGCACUACACAGUUUAAAUGAGCUCCGUUGGUGAUUUUCAAUUUGGCUGUCGCAUCGAUCGAAAUCGGCCUCGAAAAUAAUUCCGUAACAAUGACGGAAAUAACACGUCAUCAACAACAACAAAAAAACUCUUUCGAUCGAAAUAAGAAAUUUCCUUAGCGCACGGAGAACGGACAAUCAUUGAACCAAUUUCAACAUAAUUCACACUUUUUUCGCACACAAUAAUACCAACAUCACGAAUAUAAACAAUUUCGAAAUUUAAAAUUUAAAACUGAUAUCACAUUCGAUAAGCAUUAAAUCAAUCAAAAAAAAACAAACUAUAUUAUAUAUUCAGAUCGCAACAAUUAAUCCUUUUAUAAGUGAUGCAUUUCUUAUACAUGUGAAAAACAGAAUAAUAUGUAAAUUUUGUGUUUGAUGUGUCUCACAUGGGAUAUUUCCAGAAAAAAAAAAACAAAAAUCAAUUAAAAAGAAGAAAAACAAACUAGGACACAUUGCUCUCCAACAUUUGUCACGGUUUCAAAAAGCAGCAUGUGAAUUUAUCAAAUGGCCGAAAGUCGAGUGGCUCAUCAAAUGAACCCUCUCGUGGCUUGCGGUGCAGAAGAAGAUUUUUUCGGAAAAGGCAAUUAAUACUGAUGAAACUUAACCUAAGACAAUCAUUCCAAUCCUUAGCCCUUCAGAAGAGAGAAAAAAAACAAGAUUUUUUCGUUUGUUCAAUUGAAAGCCUUUUCAACCGAAGCAUAUUACGUAAACCAACUCGGGAAAUUCACAAGGCGUCAUUAUUUCUAUUGAUUGUGAAAAGCAUUAUUUUUAUAUGGAAAAAAAAAAUGUCGCUCCGAAUAUCUUAUCGUUUCUGUUGGCCAAGCAAAAAAAUGGAUUUUUCAAUUUCAGGCCAAUUUGAAGGGUCUUUAUCAAAUCGAAUGGAUUUUUGUUCUCAAGCCAUCAGUAACGUGUCGACUGAUGAAUGAAUCAAUUUCACAGUUUCUUUAUCACCCCACUUAAAUCAAAUACGGAGUCUAAAUAUUUGAAUCUACCCGUUUUUUUCUUUCUCAUUUAAACUAAAAUUAAAUAAAUCCAAUGUAGUUGAAAACAACAAAUUUCCACUUUUAUCUCUCCAUCAGUCAAAACACAAUUCUUCCGUUCGUCACUUGACUCGAAAUUUGAAUGUUAACAAAAUGAAAAAAAGGAGAAAAAAAAAACGAAAAAAUGAAGCAACACACAGAACCAGAAUAAUAAUAAAAACAAAACAGAAAAAAAAUGAUCAUAUACACCUCGGAACUAUUUAGGACCUAUUUAGCUGGUUACAUAAAAUGUCUCUGUUAAAUAAGUGAAAUAUAUACCGUAGACCAUUUGUAAGCUGUAGCUAAACUCCUCACACAGUAAUUAUACAAUUUAGCCGAUAAUGGAAAAA